Messenger RNA from Meloidogyne enterolobii, 322 nucleotides. The record is from the annotation of a GenBank genome assembly. Lineage: Eukaryota; Metazoa; Nematoda; Chromadorea; Rhabditida; Meloidogynidae.
UGAACUUCGUGGGGAUUUUAAGAAGGAUAUGGUUGAACUUCGUGGGGAUGUCAAGAAGGAUCUGACUGAACUUCGUGGGGAUGUUAAGAAGGAUCUAGCUGAAAUUCGUGGAGAUGUUAGGAACAUUUACAUUAUUGUGGCAAUUUCCUUGAGUGUAAUCUGUGCUGCGAUAAUAAAUUCGUGGGUUAGAUCGCUUUCUGACAGUUCUAAAAGUGAGAAAGGUUCAACUUCUACUCAUGAUGGUUAUAGUAAAGGAUCCGGAUUUGUUUUGAAGGCUUUCAAUGAUGACAAAUUUCUUGAUCUACUCUGCAAUCUAGAUUGA